CAUUUUUAAUGAAAGGAAAAAGAUCUUCUCUGUUCACCCUGACCAGCUGGUUUGAACUUAGUUAGAAAUUGCCAAAACCCAAUAAUGGGCCACUAGGUUAUGACAUUGACAAGCUCACGUGAGCCCCAGCCAAAUAGGGGAGGCCCAUAUAAUUCAUUGGGUCCAUGCCCUGAGCAAAACCCAUUUCUCUAUUUGUGGGGUGGGGGAAUUCAGCGCUCUUUUAUCUCACUAACCAUUCAACACCAGGCACUUGCCCAGUUUUAGAGAGAGAAAGCAAAUUGGGGGAGCCCCCAAUAAGGGAUAUAGAUAGAGAGAGGGUCAUUUGGCAGGGGAGAAGGAAGAAAGGAAAGGGAGAAAGCGUUCUUUUUCCAUGGUAGCAUCCUUCCCCACCUCAUUGCUUCCUUAUUGCAGUGGAAUAUUCAUCUCUCUCUCACAAGCCAUCGAUUCAUUCCCCUCUUCUUGCCUGCAAACCUUAAAUCCUCUUGUACUUCAAAAAUAACGUUUCCUCAACCGAUUGCUAUGUGGGUUCUACAUCAUACCACUUGCACAGGUAAGCAAUGGAGCUUAGUAAGAGGAAUUGGAGGCUGACAAGCACAAAACAAAAGGAGGAAUUCGUCAAAGAAGAAGAAUUUGCAGAAUAAGAAAGAGAGGAGAGAGAUUCAGAGGAAGAGAGGGAAACCCAGCUUCAAAGAAUGGAGGAAGAGAGAGAACACAUGUUUGACAAGCCGCUGACUCCAAGCGAUGUCGGAAAGCUUAACCGACUUGUUAUUCCGAAGCAACACGCGGAGAAAUACUUCCCUUUAGACCAAACAUCGAAUGAGAAAGGCCUUCUGCUAGGCUUUGAAGACAAUUCCGGCAAGCCAUGGAGGUUUAGGUAUUCUUAUUGGAAUAGUAGCCAAAGCUAUGUCUUAACAAAGGGGUGGAGCCGUUUUGUGAAGGAGAAGCAACUUUGUGCAGGAGACAUCGUCUCGUUUUCUCGCCAUUCAGGCAAGCUCUUCAUUGCUUUCAAGCAUAGAGCUAAUCUUUCACCCCAAAUUCCGUUAUGGCAUAGAAAUCUCAACAAUAUUCACGCUACUAGUAGUAUUAAUGGUGCUGAUAGUAUUGAUAAUGGUGGUGUUGGCUAUAAUUAUAAUGGUGUUUUGUGGUGUUCUAGACCAAAUGGGUCGUUGUACUAUGUUAGGGUUCCAAGUCAUGGUGGUGAGAUGAGCUCAGGGAAUGGAGUUAAGAGGGUGAGGCUUUUUGGGGUGGAUUUAGAGUGCCCUGAAGUUGAAGAAACUGAUAGUGUUGGUGUUACAGGAGCUUGGCCUGCACCACAGCUGUUUAGCAAUGUUGGGUUGGUUCCUAGAGCGCCAUUAGAGAGAGAAAGGGAGCAAACCAUUUCAUUUGAUCUAGAGCAGAUGCCUGGUUCUCAAUGGGGUUGAGAAGGAAAAAAAGUCACAAAGAAUUGGAUGUCAUGAUCGAUCUCUCUCUCUCUCUCUCUCUCUCUCUAGGUCUCCAUGGGGCUGAGAGGAAAGAGAGCACCUUGAAUGCAACAGUUUUAGGAGCUCUCUCCCUCUCAACCUCUCUCUCUCUCACUCUCUCUCUCUGCAUCUUCAAAAUAAUUUUUUCCUUUUUUUUUCUGGAUGGAGAAGGAAAGUUGGGAGAGGAGAGGUGGAUUGCCCCACACUGUCUCUUUUAAUUAGGGGAUGACACUUUCUUGGUGCUUGGAAUGAUUGCUCAUGAUUUUCACAUAAUGCAACAAUACAUUGGGAGCUCAUCUUUUUGGCCUGUUGAUGUUUCAUGUCAAUGCCUGGUCUCUUCCUUGUGAUUAUUAUGAGUUAUUGCAAUUGUGAGCUUCUCAAUGUUCAUAGCAAAGAGCUAUUUAGCAGAGAAUGGUAACUUAAAAGUUAAAACCUUAA
This is a messenger RNA of Amborella trichopoda, 1898 nucleotides long. RefSeq names its product B3 domain-containing transcription factor NGA1. The record is from RefSeq and is a predicted model, not a curated record. NCBI's taxonomy places the organism in Eukaryota, Viridiplantae, Streptophyta, Magnoliopsida, Amborellales, Amborellaceae. Gene Ontology annotation, molecular function: DNA binding; DNA-binding transcription factor activity.